Messenger RNA from Oryzias melastigma (Indian medaka), 2296 nucleotides. RefSeq names its product BCL2 like 13 (gene bcl2l13). Gene Ontology annotation, cellular component: mitochondrion. Bases 219 to 1724 code for a protein of 501 amino acids. The transcript has 7 exons. Gene Ontology annotation, biological process: regulation of apoptotic process; apoptotic process. Lineage: Eukaryota; Metazoa; Chordata; Actinopteri; Beloniformes; Adrianichthyidae. The record is from RefSeq and is a predicted model, not a curated record.
CCCGAAACGGAACUCACACGCCAUGACGUUCGCGCGCUUUUUAACCACCGUCCGCACGUUGCUGCUGCCUCCCUCAGUGCUGCUCUGCCCUCCGUAGUUGUCGUCCCAUUAUUUCUGGUCCCUUCUCAACACCGAGCGGCCGCUGGAGCAGGACGGUGAGGCGUCCAUCUUUCACUGUGAGAUUUCAUGUGCCUGAGAGCCUGACCCACGCCUGUUAAAUGGCUGCGCCGGCCUCCACCUCUCGUGCCUCCAUCGCCGCCUCCGUGCCUGAGGGUUUCCGCUAUGAAACGAAGUACGUGGUGCUCAGCUACCUUGGACUGCCGCCCGUCGGCAGAUUGCAGGCUUCAGUCGCAGAGGACGGGGACGCUCUGGAUGAGAGGGAGACGGCCAGAAAGACCAAAGAGCAGAUCGAGGAGCAGCUGAAGCAGCUGGAGCAGGACAUUUCUGAAGCCUUUCCCAGCUCGGGAUUCGAUCGGCAAACGUCACCCGUCUUCAGCCCGGCAAACCCGGACAGCUCCGUGGAGGACUGCCUUGCCGCCGUCGGAGACAAAGUGUCCCGAGACGUGGACGUGUACUUGGAGGCAGCCGUGCAAACACUCCUAGCAGGACCUCUGGACUACGACGCGUUCAGAAGUACGGCGCUGGAUCUGUCGGCGCACACACCCGGAGGCUGGAGUAAGGUUCUUGUGCCGCUGCUGCUGCUCCAAGCGCUGCUGCAGAAAGGAAAGCCUUUGACCGGCGUGCUACCGCUGGGACUGCGCUGGCUGGAGGAGGAAGAGGCCGACUUCAUCAUCCAGCAAGGAGGAUGGGGUGAGAUUUUCAACCUGCUUCCUGAGGAGGAGCGCGGCGAGGCCAUCGCCGAGGACAGCAACGACAUCUACAUCCUGUCCGGCGAGCAGCCCCCCGACCAGCUCAGCCCCCCCCUGUCGCUGCUCGGCGCCGGGGACAACAGCAGCGAGCAGAGCUCCUGGCAGACGGAGAGCUUACCCGUGUCUCUGGCCGGACACGAGUCGUGGGCGCAGGUCGGCGCGAUGGACCCGGAGGAUGUGAAGAGCCUGGACAGCAACGAGGGCGUGGCGCUGGCGGAGGAGCGCAGCGAGAACAACUCCUCCAACUCUGACAUUGUCCACGUGGAGCGCGAGGAGGCGGAGCUCCUGGAGGAGGGCGGGGAGGUCGGAGUGAUAGAGGAAAGCAUGAUGAGCGUCUUGGGCACCGAGAGCGAGCUGGCCGAGCUCAGGGCGGAGUUCGACCCGACCCCCGUCGCCCCGGACGCCACGCCCCCGGCGUCCCUGGUUUCUCUGGAGGAGCCGGUCGUGAUCGAGACGCCCGAGAGCCUGUCGGCAGAACCGUCUCUGGUGUCUUCAGCCGAGCUGCUCGCUCCUCUCUCAGAAACUGCUGUGGAUCCUCAGCCUGAACCAGAACCAGAACCCAAACCAGAACCAGCUGCUACCACCACCCCAGUGCCUGCCGGACCGAUAACUCAAUUUGUGGUCGAGGAAAUCCCAGCGGAGCCCGAAGUCCCGUUAGAAACGGUUCCAGAACCGGAGGUGGUGACUGCUCCUCUUUUAGCCCCGCCCUCCGACCCCCCCGUGGUCCCAGUUCAAGCUCCAGUGAUGGAGGAGGCUCCCGUGGCGCCGGAGCUGCCGGUGCUGCUGUACGGCGGCGCGGCGGCGGUGCUGCUCGUCGCUGUGGCUUAUGGAGUCUUUAAGCUGAGAAAGAGAUAAAAACGAAGCUCCGCCGGUACGAACCCCAAACGCGUCAAAGUGCCCAUCAGCUGACCGACCGAUCCCUCGUCACCAGUGCAGGUACGGACAGGAAGAACGCCGCCGCCGUCGUACGCCCGUCUCCCUGACCUUUCACACACUCUUGAAAUUCCCGACUCCAAACUCCCCCGAUCCGUUAGCUCUGGUCUCCCUCAAACAGUUUGAGUUGUUCCGUUUGUGGGUAGACAGCCUGAACAAACCUCGCCGUUCACACGGUCGCCCACCGUCGCUUUUAGUCUCUUUUCUUCUAACUGUGAAAAACAAACAGGAUUUAGUCUGGAGCUCCAUGGGAGGGGGGCGGGGGCUCUGCUCCUGCAGCAUGCUUUUAUUUUGUGUGAUUUGUAACAUUAAAGAGUUUAACCCCCCAGGAGGAAAAUGUUUUAUGUCCUUCAAAAUGCUGAAACACUGAGGAGUUUAUGAAAUUCACCUGGAGGUGUGAAAGUUGACACAUUAACACGUGCAAUUAAUGGAACAUAAUUAAUGCAUUAAUAUGUAUUAAUGACCUCAGCUUAAUAAAACUCGAUGUAAAACAC